Messenger RNA from Strongylocentrotus purpuratus (purple sea urchin), 2315 nucleotides. RefSeq names its product ST8 alpha-N-acetyl-neuraminide alpha-2,8-sialyltransferase 5. Gene Ontology annotation, biological process: N-glycan processing; oligosaccharide metabolic process. The record is from RefSeq and is a predicted model, not a curated record. Bases 93 to 1493 code for a protein of 466 amino acids. The transcript has 9 exons. Gene Ontology annotation, molecular function: alpha-N-acetylneuraminate alpha-2,8-sialyltransferase activity. NCBI's taxonomy places the organism in Eukaryota, Metazoa, Echinodermata, Echinoidea, Camarodonta, Strongylocentrotidae.
CUCUCUCUCUCUCCCUCUCUCUCAAUCGCUGGUGGCAUUCCUUGCGGAACGCAUAUGUGGAAAUAUACCACCAAAAGACCAACUCCGAAGCGAUGUACAAAUACCAAUACCAGACGCCAUCUCGGCGCGGGAGAUCAUUGGAAUAUCACGAUACGAGUUUGGAUGUAGAUUGCCUGUCCAGUAUGCUGACCAGGAAAGCUCAGAGACUUCUAUUUUGUAUGUCAGUGGUAGCCGUUUUCAUGCUCGUAGUCUACAUACCUCUCAUGAUCAGACAUGCUCACAGAUCCACCACUCAUAGCGUGUGUGGGAGUAAAGCCGAUUGCGAUCGGAGAAGGGAGAUUGACAGAAGAGAAGCAGUUAGAUCUAAACUGAUGCAACAAUUCGACGUGAAGAAGUUUGACAUAAGAGAAAACGAAACAGACGAGAUUCAUCUUUUUACAAAGAAAUUAUGGCAUUUUCGACGGGCCGAGGCUGAAAGAGUAUACCUUUAUCAGAGAAUAUUAACAUCUGAAUGGACAAUGAACAAAAGAAAUCUACGACGAAUGAGUUACGAGCUUCGGAAUCAUUCAAAUAUUGACGCAGCGGAUUUUGUGAUAUCACAAACCAGUAGCGCAUCGAACUCGACUUUGGAUUAUUAUAUCUUUCCUAAGGCGUUGGUUAAAACCGACAGUUAUUAUCGCUACCACAUGAACGAUGGCCUUUUCGGAAAAUUACCAGAGAUCUCACCAUUCAGGGAAAAGUUAUACGAUAGAUGCAGUGUAGUAGGUAAUAGUGGAAUAUUACUCGACAGCCAGUGCGGUGACGAUAUAGACAAAUCGGAUUUUACAUUUAGAUGCAAUAUAGCUCCCAUUGCACCAUUCAGAAAAGAUGCAGGCUCGAAAAGUAAUCUCACAACCAUGAACCCAAGUAUUUUCCACAAAAGGUUCGGAGAACUCAAAACAACUCAAGAUAUGUACGACUUUCUAGGGAACGUCACAGAAUACAACGGCUACAUCUGGCUACCUUGCUUUGCUGCGUACCAUCUCAACGAGAUAUGCCUCAAAGCAUUCCAUAACUUCAACAUCAGCAGUCCCACCGCCGUGCUCGCCAAUCCAGAUCAUUUCGUGAAGAUUCUGAACUUCUGGCGAGAGCGGAACCACACCAAACUCCUGUCGUCGGGUUUUUACAUCACCCACGUAGCCUUACAGAUGUGCAAGGAGGUCCAUCUCUACGGCUUCUGGCCUUUCCCUGUCAGCGUCAGCGAGGACAAACUCAAGGAACAACCUUGCCACUACUUCAACGAUGAACCCUUCACUCGAUCUCACAACAUGGACGAUGAGUUUCGACUCCUCUUCCAGAUGCACCAGCAUGGCGUACUCAAGAUGCACGUAGGGAAAUGCGGGAGUGACGCAUCCAAAGACCGACGAAAAGGUUCCGAAGAGAUUCUGGAGGUGCCCAAAGAUAGGACGAAAAGUGACGCGUUGUUACGUCAAGAAAUCUUGAGUAAGACGUAAAUGGUGUUCUAGGGUUUGCCGUUUAAAGGACUACCAGCCUUUCUACAAUAAUUUAUGUGGAUGGAAUGGUAUAUAAAUGGUGCAUAUAGUAGGGUAAAUGAUGGUCAGGAGCAGGAAGACUAGACCGAAAGAUUCAUCAGUUUUGCGCCCAAACCCUUCUCACCAAUGAUGGCCGACAACAGAAGAUUCGAAGAAUUUGGUCCCUUCGAUCAGCAGCAUGAGCAUGGGUGGUCUACAUUGCAUCGAAGAACACAUGUUCCUGUUUUAAAAAUAAUUUUUGUUUCUUCACCCACAGUAGGGCAUUUUAUUGCAUAAUAUUGCAUUAUACAUAUGUCUUCAUAACACCAGCUAUUGAUUGAUAGUAACAAUAACUGGAUGCAACAUCGAACAUGGAAAUAAUAAUAAUAGAUAUUAAUAAUAUUUAAUUUUUAUAUAGCGCUUAAUAAAAAUGUCUCUAAGUGCUUUACAAAUAUACUAUUACCCCGGUCAUUGGAUUCAGUGCUUGCCCACUCCCCGGGGAGCAUUCCACCCAGGCGUUACAUGACGCUCAAAAACUGUUUGACCAACAAUGACGGUCGCAUCCUACGGGGUACCCAUUUAACACCUGGGUGGAGAGUAGCAAUUGCAGGUUAAUAUAUGACACUUACUGUGCAUAUUCCACUGACUGUAAACUCACAUCUGUUCAAUAAAAAGAUUGAAAGAGGACCUCAGGUAAGAUGCCAUUACUGUACAUCACAGUGCCAGCCAGCAUCCACCGACCACACUCCAAAACCCAACAAGCCAGAACAAUAGAUCCGGGGGGGGGGGGGAUGUUUCACAAAG